GGCUCGGCCUGCGGUGGCGCGGUCCUGCGCACAGAGCGCUAUCUAUGCUCCCAGGAGUCAGAGCGGCCUGGUUGUUGCUAUGGUUUCUAAAUCCCGCAGCCGGAGGAAGGCUGCCCAGCUAGGCGCCCGCUAGCUUCCGCUAGAACGCGGACCGGGAAACGGAAAGAAUCCCUCGAGCAGCCAGCAGUGUGGGAAAAUGGCAGUGAGCCACUCGAUGAAGGAACGGACAAUCUCCGAGAACAGCCUGAUCAUCCUGCUGCAGGGCCUCCAGGGCCAGGUGACCACUGUGGACCUGCGGGAUGAGAGCGUGGCCCACGGACGCAUAGACAAUGUUGAUGCUUUCAUGAACAUCCGCCUAGCCAACGUCACCUACACGGACCGUUACGGGCGUCAGGCUGAGCUGGAUGACCUCUUUGUAACAGGCCGUAACGUCCGUUAUGUCCACAUCCCAGAUGACGUGAACAUCACCGAGACCAUUGAGCGGCAGCUGCAGAUCAUCCAUCGUGUGCGCAACUUUGGUAGCCUGGGGCAAGGCCGGCGGGAAUUUCCCACCAAAAAGCAUAAAUGAGCCUGUCCCUUCGGCAAGCCCUAGUCACCACUCAGGUUCCUCCAGAGUUCUACUGAGCCAACUGCCUGCCAUCCAUCCCUGCCCAGAACCUGGGAAGGGAGCAGGGCCAGCCCAGAAACUGGUAUCUGGCAGACAACACCUAUCACAGCUGCCUUUCACAGGGUUACACCUCCCAGACUCACCCUGGGAUCCACAAUCCUGUUUGUCUGUGGCCUUGGGGUAGAUGAUAAUACCCCCUUUUGACCAUUUGCAUCUGAGUCGAUGAUUUACUGAUUCAGGGAAUCUGUCCAAUUGUUUUUAACCCUCUCCCAGUGAGGAUUAUUAAAUGUGCUCAACCUCGGCCACCCUAAGUGUCCCCAGUUUUCUUGCAAUUGUGUCUUUUUUCUUAUAAAAUUAAACUU
Myotis brandtii (Brandt's bat) is the source of this 969-nucleotide messenger RNA. It is a transcript of the gene LSM10, whose product is annotated as LSM10, U7 small nuclear RNA associated. The transcript is spliced from 2 exons. The record is from RefSeq and is a predicted model, not a curated record. The coding region runs from base 197 to 568 and encodes 123 amino acids. NCBI's taxonomy places the organism in Eukaryota, Metazoa, Chordata, Mammalia, Chiroptera, Vespertilionidae. Gene Ontology annotation, biological process: mRNA 3'-end processing by stem-loop binding and cleavage. Gene Ontology annotation, molecular function: U7 snRNA binding; histone pre-mRNA DCP binding. Gene Ontology annotation, cellular component: cytoplasmic U snRNP body; nuclear body.